This is a messenger RNA of Lasiosphaeria miniovina, 508 nucleotides long. RefSeq lists its product as uncharacterized. The record is from RefSeq and is a predicted model, not a curated record. The transcript is spliced from 2 exons. Lineage: Eukaryota; Fungi; Ascomycota; Sordariomycetes; Sordariales; Lasiosphaeriaceae. Bases 133 to 417 code for a protein of 94 amino acids.
AUUUCUCAACUGCCGGCUCGCUUUGAGAAAGGACACAAUCUGAACACCCUGGCUAGAGUGUAAUUUUUUUUUUAAUAUCGGAUACGCUCUGCUCUCAUAUCGGAGCGACCCACCUCCUGUGAGUGAUGAGUGAUGCAAGACCCAUCUGUCCAUCGGCCAAGUCGGCGGUUCUCGGCAAGAUAUACGGGUUGCAGGAUUCUAUUCUAUUUAUUUUCAUACCUGUCUUAUAUCAAGGAUGCCCUCUUUUUUUUUGAACUGCCUUUCACUAUAGUGAAAGCCCUAAUCACCAUGGACAUCUUGAACUUACUGAACAUAACAGACCUUUCUUGGCUCUGGAGACGCUUUACAGGGGGCAUUUCAAGAUUGUUGCACAGAUCUGGAAUACAUUCACCUAGUAGUGCCCUUCAUACUUGCUAGACUACGCAAGGAAGGGCUAGUUUUACUUCUUCGCAGCCGGACUGCACGUUUUGGGAUUCUUGCAGCAGUCUCGCCUCCACACAAACAGCUG